CAAGAAUCGCAAAACAUGGGACAUAUGACAUGAAAAUGGAACAAUCGCAAAACAUGGGACACUUAACAAGAAUAAUAAACAAGCGCAAAAUAUGGACAGAUGACAAGAAUAUGGAACAAGCGCAAAACAUUGGACACAUGACAAGCACACAAGAAACACCCGGAAGAAACAUGACAAACAUACAGGACAUAUGGAAAAUGAAAAAUGUCUUUACUUGUUACUAUUUCCAGUUUCACUUUAUUUUAGAAUCUUAUUCUGCUAAUCCCCUAUAUACCCUGUCUCCUCAUAUUAAUCUUGUGAAUUAAUAACGUGUCAUGAUGAUCCUGUUUAUUGUGUAAUCACUAUAAUUACUCAUGAUUUGGAAUAAGCAGCAGAGAUUAUGGACAAUAAAUCAUUUUCAAUUGUUUUUAUGGUGAGACGCUAGGAAUAUGGAUGAAGUUGAUACAUGUACCGGAUUAUAUAGAACAAUUAUAAAUAACGAGAAAAUUGUUCUUUUUUGCAACAAAUGAUUCGAUAUUCCCUUUUAUUUGAAAUGUAUGAUUAUUACAUCCGUCAAAUCAUCAUAAUAUUUUCAUAACAUUGAUUAGUGAAUGCUAUUAUAUAUUAAAAUAGGGAUUAUGCAAAGACGAAAGAGCGAAGCACGUCACAUUGUGAUCAGCUAAUCUUUUUUAUGAUGUCUUAAUAUUCCAAAGUACUUCCCGCAAGUAAUUCCUCAAGUAUUUCCCAAGUUCAAGGGAGCUAUGUUAGACGAUAUUU
Messenger RNA from Owenia fusiformis, 756 nucleotides. NCBI's taxonomy places the organism in Eukaryota, Metazoa, Annelida, Polychaeta, Sabellida, Oweniidae. The record is from the annotation of a GenBank genome assembly.